AUGGACCUUCCCGAGAUCGAGCGAUUCUCCGACUUCAACCGCCUAAUCAGGACGACAGCAUAUUACCUGAAGAUGAGAAAAAUAUUAGUAUUGCCGAAAACUGAGAAACCGAAACGUUUGAACAUCACUGUUCACGAUAUGGAGGACGCGAGGAAUGUAUGGUACAGGAAGGUACAAUCGGAGGUCUUCGGUGAAGAAAUGCGAAGUCUGGUGCACACCGGUUUUGUGAAAAGCAGUAGCCGCUUGAAAAACUAUUCACCGUUCAUCUGUAAUGGCAUCAUCCGUAUGCGGGGACGUGUGCAAGAGAGUAGUAAACCGUUUGAUGUCAACAACCCCGUCAUUCUUCCCGAUAACCAUCCCUUUUCGAAUCUCCUGAUUCGCAUGUUCCAUAUCGCCAACGGUCACCAGGGUCUUGAAACGGUCGUCAACAACAUUAAACAGCGUCAUCGAAUUCUCAAGAUCCGUUCACAGGUGAAAAAAUACACGGUGUCGUGCAUCAAGUGCCGAGAGCUCCGGGCAAAACCAACCGUUCCACAAAUGGGUAAUCUCCCCCCAGAACGAACGACUCCGUUCGUAUUUCCGUUUUCGAAUACCGGAAUAGAUUAUUUUGGCCCGUUGUCAGUUAAAGUUGGUCGCCGUGUCGAAAAGAGGUGGGUGGUGCUCUUCACCUGCAUGACUUCCAGGGCUGUUCAUCUUGAAGUUGUGCCAUCUUUGGACACGAAUGCCUGCAUAAUGGCCAUCCGAUGUUUUAUGUCCAUUAGAGGAUUGCCGCAACGUAUCAUCACAGACAAUGGUACAAAUUUUACUGGCGCAGACCAAGAGUUGAGAAGGCUUGUAAAAACACUAGAUCAUCCACAGAUCGAAGAUUCGUUGUCUGUCAGAGGCAUAGAAUGGAAGUUUAUUCCCCCUGGUGCUCCACACUUUGGCGGUUGUUGGGAGCGAUUAGUUCGCUCCGUGAAAGGUGCUCUCCGUGCGAUGUUGCGAGAAAGACACCCGACAGAUUUGGUACUGCGCACUGCUCUGUGCGAAGCAAUGAACAUCGUUAAUAACAGGCCGCUAACUCACGUUCCAAACGAUCCUCAAGAUGCUGAACCAUUAACACCAAACAUGUUACUGCUUGGGCGAAACAACACUGUUCAGUUUGACCACGACUUCGAUGAAAGAGAUCUCGAUUGUCGUGCAGCGUACAAGCAUGCUCAAAUCUACGCAGAUCGCUUCUGGCGCAAAUGGAUUGUGUCGUAUCGUCCAGAGUUACUGAAAAGCUGCAAGUGGCCUGAUAACCGAAACUAUUAUGAGUACCACGUUGGAGAUUUGGUUAUGUUAGUUGAUGAAACCCUACAUCGAGGAAACUGGCCAAAAGGAAUAAUCGAAAAAACGUAUAAGGGUCCAGAUGGUAAGGUCAGAACCGUUUCGAUCAAGACUUCAAGAUCAACGUAUACGAGGCCCGUCAGCAAGAUCGUGCUACUACAACCCAUCAGCUUUUCUUCGGGCUCGGAGAAUGUCGCCAACAGUACCACCAGGUAA
Molecule: messenger RNA, 1524 nt
Organism: Aedes albopictus (Asian tiger mosquito)
Lineage: Eukaryota; Metazoa; Arthropoda; Insecta; Diptera; Culicidae
Exons: 1
Coding region: 1-1524 (507 amino acids)
Biological process (GO): DNA integration
Molecular function (GO): nucleic acid binding
Source: RefSeq, a predicted model, not a curated record